AUGCACGAAGGCAAAACCACCAUCAUCACGACGCCAGAAGCAGGAGUGAGGGCCCUUAAAGAAUGGGGCCUACCACCGCCGCAGCUCCCAGCCGAGGCAACAGACCGUAACAAACUUCGCAGUUCGCAGAACCUGAAGACAGAAUACCCGAAGGCCGCUAGAAGUGGCAAGUACACAAAGGAAUGA
Messenger RNA from Pelobates cultripes (western spadefoot toad), 186 nucleotides. The record is from the annotation of a GenBank genome assembly. Lineage: Eukaryota; Metazoa; Chordata; Amphibia; Anura; Pelobatidae.